AUCCGAGGGCACAAGGGGUGGAUCCGAGCGCUCGCUGUCACGCAUGACGGGAGGUACGUCGUAUCGGUAGCUGACGACAGCAUCGCUAAGUUCUGGACCAUGGAGAGCGGAGCCUGCGUGCAUGAGCUGCGGGGGCACAGGAGCGCGAUCACAGCCAUUGACAUCUCCUCCAACGGGCUGAGGAUGAUCACGGCCUCCAUCGACACUUCCGUCAAGCUCUGGGAGAUCCAGUCCGGCAUCGAGCUCGCCAACCUUUACGAGCCGAGGAGAGGACAUGCUGGGGCGCUGACGUCGUGCAAGUUUCAUCCCGAGGGCUCGCACUUCAUCACCUCCUCUGAGGACGAGGCUAUCAAGUUCUGGGAGCUGCAGUCUGGACGUCUGUUGGCAGCACUGAGGGGACAUGAAGCGAGCGUGCUGGAGGUAGACUACUUUCCCUCCGGCAGGAGAGUCGUGUCAGUGUCGCUGGAUCACUCGAUCAGGCUGUGGGACGUGGAGUCGGCCAAGGAGCUUUCCAAGGCUGCUCCUCACCUGGGGCAUCUCGCUGCCGUCCGCAGCUGCAGCGUCUCCCCUGGCGACAACGUCUUCGUGAGCGGGGGAGACGACAACUUCUUGCGAGUCUGGGACGCGAGGAUGAAGGGGCUGGUGCGGAAGUUGAUCUCCCACUCGGAGACUAUCACCUCCGUGCGCUUCAGUCCCGACGGAUCUUCCAUCCUGUCCGGGUCUCCUGACAAGAGCUGCAGACUGUGGGAUCUGCGAGGGGGGCUGGUGAAGUGCUGGGAGGAUCAUCGCGAUACUGUCUCGCAGGUCACGUUCACGCCCAGCAACAGGCACAUCGUCACCGGGUCGUGGGAC
Guillardia theta CCMP2712 is the source of this 852-nucleotide messenger RNA. RefSeq lists its product as hypothetical. Gene Ontology annotation, molecular function: protein binding. The annotation marks the transcript as partial. The transcript has 2 exons. NCBI's taxonomy places the organism in Eukaryota, Cryptophyceae, Pyrenomonadales, Geminigeraceae. The record is from RefSeq and is a predicted model, not a curated record.